This is a messenger RNA of Malassezia sympodialis ATCC 42132, 2067 nucleotides long. Its product is annotated as acid sphingomyelinase family protein. The record is from RefSeq and is a predicted model, not a curated record. Lineage: Eukaryota; Fungi; Basidiomycota; Malasseziomycetes; Malasseziales; Malasseziaceae. Gene Ontology annotation, biological process: sphingomyelin catabolic process. Gene Ontology annotation, molecular function: sphingomyelin phosphodiesterase activity.
AUGGACUAUAUGCCCAAGUCGCAGGAGGCCGAGCCCCGCCCCCACAUCACACGCGUGGGCGGCGGUGCCUACCCGGACGACCUCGUGGACCCGAUGAAACUGCCGGCGCAUGCGCCGGAUGGGGAGGGCGUGCUUCCGAAGCCGUCGCCGAGCGCUGCGCCACUCGCUCACCGCCCGUCGUUCCGCUCGGAGGCGAUGAAGAACCUGACGGCCAUCCUUGACAACAACUCGACCAGUACGUGCAAGCGCUGCCACGAGGCACUGCGUCUCGGCCAGCGCCUCGCGUGGGCGAACCCGUCGGUGGUGCCGGACCUGAUGGUCGAGUUGUGCGAGAAAUACAAAUACGCGUCGUCGCCGACCGUCAAGAAGGCGUGCGAAGGCACCUUUGGCCUGAACCAGUGGGGCGGCGCCUACACGCAGCUGCUCAGCUACGCGAACCUGACUGAGGGCUCGCCGACGCCUGGCUGGCUGUGUGCCCGGUACAUCAAGGGCGGCGCAUGCGAGUACCCCGAGCUGGAGCCUCUCUCGUCGUCGUUCCUGAACAAGUGGUUCAAUGGCAAGACGCAGCCGCCCGCGCACGUCGUGCAGCGUAGCAAGAAGGUCGGCCCGAAGCGCAACAAGCCGCUGCGCGUGUUCCACGGCUCGGACUUCCAUGUGGACCCCCGCUACCUCGUCGAUGCCGAGGCCAACUGUGACAACGGCCAGUGCUGCCGCUCGGACAGCUUCAACUCGACGCUCUGGAACCAGCCGACGUUCGAACCGGGCUCGCUGCCUAAGCGCAACAUCUCGCACCCCGCGGGGUACUGGGGCUACUACCAGUGCGACACGCCGUGGUCGCUGAUUGCGGCGGCCAUGGAGGGCCUGUCCUACCUGCAGAAGGACGAGCCGCUCGACCUGGCGCUGUACACGGGUGACCUGACGACGCACGACGCCGAAUGGCACAUUUCGCAGAACCUGACGACGUACUCGGAGCAGUCGCUGUACGACAUGUUCCACCGCCACCUCGGCAACACGACCAUGGUCGUGGCACUGGGCAACCACGACUCGUCGCCGGCUGACUUGUUUGCACCGCACUCGCUGCCGGACAGCCGGGGCGACCAGCUCAGCUGGGACUGGGACAAUGUGGCCGCGCUCGUCAAGAGCAACGGCUGGGGCGACGACAAGACCGCCGCGACGAUCCGCAAGCACUACGGCGCCUACUCGAUCUCGCCCCGCAAGGGUCUGCGUGUGGUUGCGCUGAACAGCGACUUCUGGUACAGCGGCAACCCGAUGACGUACGUGGACCUGUCGAACCCCGACGUGAGUGGCUUGCUGCGCUUCUUCACCGACGAGCUGCAGGCCGCUGAAGACGCAAACGAGCGUGUGUGGGUGGUCGCGCACGUCCUCACCGGCUGGAACGGUGGAGACGGUGUUGACGCGCCGACGAACCUGCUGUACCAGAUUGUCUCGCGCUACAGCCACACGAUCGCACACAUCUUCUUCGGCCACACGCACGAGGACGAGUUCCAGAUCUGGUACGAGUCGAGCAACGGUAACUCGACGUCGGUGAGCCGCAAGACGGAGGAUGCACGUGCGAUGGCCUUCAUCGGCCCGUCAGUGACGCCGCUCACGAACGUCAACCCGUCGCUGCGUGUGUACGAGGUGGACCCUGAGACGUACGAGGUCAUGGACUACCUGCAGUACUACACCCAGCUGCAGGACGCCGACGAGCUGCGCAAGACCGGGCCCGUGUGGAACCUUCUGUACAAGGCGCGCGAGACGUACGGGAACUUUUCCGCGAGCCAGGCAGCCGGCACGUACGCCGCGCCGGUGGCGCUCGAUCAGGGCGGCGUCUGGCCGCAGGACGCCCCGCUGAACGCCUCGUUCUGGGCCGCGCUCACCGACGAGAUGGAGCAGCGCCCCGAGCUCAUUGAGCUGCACCAGGUGUACCAGGGCCGCAACAGCCCGCGCACGCCCCAGUGCAACACGAAGGCCUGCCACGAAGCCAAGGUGUGCUACAUGCGCAGUGCAUCGUCGGCGCUCGGCCGCGGCUGCCCCUCCGGCUACGGCUCUGUGCAGGGCGGCUAA